AUGUGUCCCAAAGACUGGAUAAUUGAACAAUUAAAACGAAAAAAACAAGAACAAUUGGACCGUCUACGAGAACAACAUGCUCAACAAGAGGCAAAACAAGCUCAAGCUGCUUCGCGAAAAGUAAUUACCGUACCAGCUAAAAAGCCUCAAAAAUAUCUCGAACUCUCAUUGACACAAGCUGAAGAAGAUUUGUCACUACAAAAAAUAUUGACAGCGGAACGAAUGGAUCUUCUCAAUACACAACUGUGUCCUGGAUGUCAUGUUCGUAUAGAGAAAAAUGGCGGCUGUUCACACAUGCACUGCUCGAGAUAUGAGCUUCAUUUUACGUGGAAUACGAGCUUACAAUUAAAGCAACCGAAAGAAGGCGUUUUCCUCACGGGAUCAGACUUUCUUGAAAUUGAUACAAUUAAGCAGCAACUGGAUCAUCGACCACUAGUAAAAGUUGAUGAGUCUUCUGAAAAAGCUGAAGAAGAGCAAGAAGAACCUAAAUUUGUUCUUAAUAAUCAGACAGCUGUUGGUGCAGUCAUGUUUAAUCGAAUGAGAAAAUGUCCGAGUAGAAUUUGCAAAACAUUAAUGUUAAAAUAG
Molecule: messenger RNA, 585 nt
Organism: Didymodactylos carnosus
Lineage: Eukaryota; Metazoa; Rotifera; Eurotatoria; Philodinida; Philodinidae
Source: the annotation of a GenBank genome assembly